Messenger RNA from Cygnus atratus (black swan), 1284 nucleotides. It is a transcript of the gene SLC25A33, whose product is annotated as solute carrier family 25 member 33. Gene Ontology annotation, biological process: pyrimidine nucleotide import into mitochondrion. Lineage: Eukaryota; Metazoa; Chordata; Aves; Anseriformes; Anatidae. Gene Ontology annotation, molecular function: pyrimidine nucleotide transmembrane transporter activity. Gene Ontology annotation, cellular component: mitochondrion. The coding region runs from base 91 to 1053 and encodes 320 amino acids. The transcript has 7 exons. The record is from RefSeq and is a predicted model, not a curated record.
CUCAUGCGUGCCGCGGCCCGGCCUCCGUUGCUCAGCGCCCGCCCAGCCGGAUCCUGAGGCGGCGGCACCGGCACCGGGACCGCCAGCGGCAUGGCGGGCGCCCCUCAGGAGAACACCCUGCUGCACCUCUUCGCCGGGGGAUGCGGAGGAACAGUUGGUGCCAUCUUUACUUGUCCCUUAGAAGUAAUAAAGACUAGGCUCCAAUCUUCAAAGCUAGCCUUCCGGGCUGUCUACUACCCGCAAGUCCAGCUGGGGACCAUCAGUGGUGAAGGAAUGGUUAGACCAACAUCUGUAUCACCUGGGCUCUUCAGCGUUCUCAAGUCAAUUCUGGAAAAAGAAGGACCAAGGUCGCUCUUCCGAGGUCUGGGUCCAAACUUGGUUGGAGUUGCACCAUCAAGAGCUGUCUAUUUUGCAUGCUACUCCAAAGCCAAAGAGCAAUUUAAUGGCAUUUUCGUACCCAACAGCAAUAUUGUGCACAUCUGUUCUGCAGGUUCUGCAGCCUUUGUCACAAAUUCCCUGAUGAAUCCUAUAUGGAUGGUGAAAACCAGAAUGCAACUGGAACGGAAAGUCAGGGGUUCAAAACCAAUGAAUGCAUUGCAGUGUGCUAGAUACGUUUACCAGACAGAAGGUAUCCGUGGCUUUUAUAGAGGCCUGACUGCGUCCUAUGCUGGGAUUUCUGAGACCAUAAUCUGCUUUGCUAUUUAUGAAAGUUUAAAAAAGCACUUAAAGGAAGUCCAGCUGCCCCCUUCUUCUACUAAUGGGACCGAAAGGAACUCCACAGACUUCUUUGGACUGAUGUUUGCUGCUGCUGUUUCCAAGGGCUGUGCCUCUUGUAUUGCUUAUCCACAUGAGGUCAUACGGACACGGCUGCGAGAAGAAGGCACUAAAUACAAGACUUUCAUUCAGACAGCACGUCUGGUAGCACGUGAGGAAGGCUAUCUUGCCUUCUAUAGAGGACUCUUUGCCCAGCUCAUCCGACAGAUACCAAACACAGCCAUUGUGUUGUCGACCUAUGAGUUAAUUGUGUAUCUGUUAGAAGACCGUGCAAAGUAGCAGAACCAAGACUACUGUUACAGACUGUAGACCAAUUUCUUCAUUGAACAAAUAGUCUUUUAUGACUGCUGCAGGUGGCAGUGCUGGUGGAAGAGCUACGAGUCUGUGAUCACCUGCUGGAUAUUUUCCUUUUGGAUUCAUGUUUUCUGAAAGGUUUUGAGUCAUUAACGUUAAUAGUUAAUUAUAACUUUUUUUUUAACUUAAUGAUAAUUAAACAGCUACUAAAUUAAA